Messenger RNA from Galleria mellonella (greater wax moth), 2895 nucleotides. Its product is annotated as zinc finger protein 358-like. The record is from RefSeq and is a predicted model, not a curated record. The transcript has 18 exons. Bases 183 to 2492 code for a protein of 769 amino acids. Lineage: Eukaryota; Metazoa; Arthropoda; Insecta; Lepidoptera; Pyralidae.
UCUAUAAUUCCAUUUCGUAGUCUAUAGUUUCGUGGUUGGAAAUGAAAGAUAGCCAUUUGUCUAAUAACCAAACAUUAAAAUAUUUUAAAGUUUAACUCUUAAACAGUGCUAAAUAUAAUCAAGACGCACUCACUAUAAUAUUAUAUGUUGCAGUUAUGGCCGAGAUAAUAAAAUAACAGAAGAUGGAUGGCGAUGGAGACUUCCUCCACUGGGAGGAAGUGGAAGUGAAACAAAGCCCUCCACACCAGGUAGUUGAGGGAGAACAAAUGUGUGGCCUUGAUAAUGUGCAAUCUGCAAGCUAUUCUAAUAUGACUUCAGAAGAAAUGAUAGCGAGUAUGGAUCAAACAGCAGCUGAGAACUUAAUGUACUUAUCUCAGGAUGUUGUAAGCUAUACAGAAACAGCGGAACUUGCUGAGGAUCCAAAUGUGGAGUGUGUCACUGAAGAAGUGAUUACUGAUGACUGGGUUAUAUCAGGAGGACAGGAAAGGGUGGAGGUACCUUUAGAGCAUUUAGCAAAUCCAGUAUUAGAUGUAAAAGAAGAAAAUGAUAUUGAUGUACCCCUUCCAACUGAUCAGGACGAGUACACGGCGAUGCGACCGUGGCCGUGCGACUUCUGCUCCCGGCGGUUUCGCAAGAAAGCGGCGCUCAUGAACCACAUGGUCGCGCAUCAGAACGACCGGCCGCACGCUUGCAACCUCUGCGGCGUGCGAUAUGUUAGGAAGUGCGACCUCAUGAACCACCUCAAGGUCCAUGCCUUCGUACCUGACGAUCAUGAUCAGGACUCCCUCCACUAUGAUGAUUUAUUAGAUAGUGAUCAAAUUGUCAAACCAAAGAAGAAGAGAGGUAGACGGAAAAAGAAUCCAGAACCAGUAGAGAAUGGCAUGUGGGAGAACAUGACGUCCGCGCGAACGCAGCAGUGGUCGCGGCGCGCGCGAUCGCCAGCGGCGCGGCCAAGGUCGCCGCCGCCGUCGUCGCCCCCCGCGCCGCCUACGCCGCCGCCGCCGCCUUCCCCACCGCCGCCUCCCUCCGACCCCUCGCGCCCUUUCGUCUGUCGCCACUGCGGUGUCGGCUUCGCCAGAGAAAAAGCCCUUCAGUCGCAUGCUCGGGUGCACGGCGGCGACUCGCCGGUGGAGUGCGGGUCGUGCGGCGAGCUGUGCUGGUCGCGCGAGGCGCUGGCGGCGCACGCGGCGCAGCGCCACCCGCACCUGCCGCGCGCGCGGCCCGCGCCCGACCCCGACCCAGACCCCGCCUACGACGACCACGACUCCGAUGACGAUAUGGAUUUCCAACUAUCGCCCCCGCUGGCUAGCAGCGCGGAGCGGCCGACAUACGACACGGUCCGUGGACCGGAGCUGUUUUGCCAGGAUUGCGGGGUGGCCUUCCAGCGCGCGGACCUGCUGCGACGACACGUCGCUGCUGCCCACAGCUACAAGCGGCACGACAGCUCGAGCAGUACGUGGGCGGAGCACACGUGCGACGUGUGCGGGGAGAGCUGCACGGACGCGCUGCAGCUGCUGGCGCACGCCGAGCGACACGCCGAGCGGCCGCGCGCCUCGCACGCCGCCUCCAGAUUAAAAAAGAUGAAUCGUGGUAGAAAUAAUACGUCGACAUCCAAUAAUUCAAGACAGUUUCCCUGUAGAGAGUGUGGAAAAGUGUUCGGAUCGCGAAGUUCACAACAAAUCCACGUACGGAUCCACACUGGCGAGCGGCCAUACGCAUGUAGAUUUUGCUGGAAGGCAUUUGCGGACGGCGGUACCCUUCGCAAACACGAAAGAAUACAUACAGGCGAGAAGCCGUACGCAUGCGCCGUGUGUCCGCGCGCGUUCAACCAGCGCGUGGUGUUGCUCUGCGCUAGUACGGCGCCCGACCGCCGCGCUAACGGUGGACCUGCAUAUUGCUGUGUGGUAUGUGAAAAAACACUACAUUCCAGUGCAGAACUAGUCCAGCAUUUAAUACAGCAUUGUGAUGCUAACACAGCUCUUAAAAGGCAACCUCAGUUUGGUCCGCGUAAAUACAAACGUCGACGGAAAGUGAAAACGGAAUCGCCGGCGCGGCGAUCGUGGGGCCGCGCGUCACGCUCAGCGAGCGGCUCGCCGUCCCCCGCGGCCGCGUCGCCGCCCCCGCCCGCCUCGCCCUCCCCGCCGCGCCGCACCCCCUCUCCCGCCGCCUCCACAGCCUCGCCGCCGCUCGCCGCGCGCCGCCGCCGCCGCCGCCGGCAACCAGAACCGCCGCCGCGCCCGCGUAUGAUACACACGGAGGAACCGCGCCCUAGGACUAAGCAGAUUCGAACGAGGCGGCCUCCACGACACCCCGCGGACGACUUGCGAGCCAUUCGGCCCCAGUCUCCCCCCCGCAGCACGCCAUCCCCUCCCACUCCGCCUUCACCGACGGUGGAGGAGCCGGAGCCGGGUGGUCCGUACAAAUGCGAGAUGUGCUCUUUAGAGUUCCCUCGGCGGGACGCCUUGCUGCUACAUGUGCCGAUACACAUAUGACGAUCGUCACGACGUCGCCGCUAGCCCCAUGUAGAAGCGGCAACGGCUCGAUAGAAUAUCAACAAAUCGUUCUGCUCCUCAGUAACGAUAUGUGAUGAUCUGUCAGUGAAAAAUAUGGUCAGACAUCAUUCUUAAAACAUUAUCAAAGCUUAGCUGUGGUUGUUAAUCCGUCUGACAAGCGAGGCAAUUACUAGUAAAACCCCCUCCUUAUGGGGAGGCCCAGUGGACAGUUAACGACUGAUAUGAUGAUAUUCAUUUUCAGUAAUGCUUGGGUUACUGCACUCUGAAUGUCUAUAUAUAUUCUGUUUAUUUAUCCUUACCGUGUUUAGUAAAAUGAUGAUAUAUUUUUUUUUCUAAUUAAUAAUUUAAAAAUGAAAUAGUAGUAGUACACGAUCAAUGUAAC